Molecule: messenger RNA, 1279 nt
Organism: Sinocyclocheilus grahami
Lineage: Eukaryota; Metazoa; Chordata; Actinopteri; Cypriniformes; Cyprinidae
Product: gastrula zinc finger protein XlCGF49.1-like
Exons: 1
Coding region: 2-673 (223 amino acids)
Biological process (GO): regulation of transcription by RNA polymerase II
Molecular function (GO): DNA-binding transcription factor activity, RNA polymerase II-specific; RNA polymerase II cis-regulatory region sequence-specific DNA binding
Source: RefSeq, a predicted model, not a curated record
GAUGUCCCCGAAAAAGGAGAGUCAAGGACUCGAUGAAAAGGAAGAUAAAGAUCAGGAUGAGAAACAUAAUUUCAUAACUGGAGAAAAAUCAUUUAGUUGCUCACAUACUGAAAAGACUUCCUCACAAAAAAGAGCUCAAAAGACUGGAACUACAAGUAAUUUAACCUGUCAACAGUGUGGAAAACGUUUCAGCAGAAAAGGAAACCUUAAUUAUCACAUGAGAAUUCACACUGGAGAAAAGCCUCACUCAUGCCCUCAAUGUGGAAUAAGUUUUACUCAAAAAGUAAUCCUUAACAGGCACAUUAGAGGUCACACUGGAGUGAAGCCUUACACCUGCAAACUAUGUGGAAAGAGUUUAAUGAGAAAAGCAAGCCUUAACAACCAUAUGAGAAUUCAUACUGGAGAGCAGCCUUACACCUGCCCUCAGUGUGAAAGGAGUUUUGCACAUAAACAAACUCUUAAGGCCCACUUGAGAAUUCACACAGGAGAGAAGCCUUUCGCCUGCCCUCAGUGUGGGAAGAGUUUCACUGGAAGAGGAAACCUUGUAGUCCACAUGAGAAUUCACACUGGAGAAAACCCUUUCACCUGUCAACAGUGUGGAAAACGUUUUUCUCAAAAAGGAAACCUUAAAAAACACAUGAAUGCACACUGGAAAGAAGCCUUCUACAAAUGAUCAGAAUUUCAGAGAUAAAGUUACCCUUAGAUGUGUACGAUCACACUGGUGUGUCAUGAGAUUAACUGCUAAAUUCAGCUCUGCUUUUGUGCUUUAGCUGGUGCUGAGCCAGAGACGGCUGUGCUCAGCGCAAGUUAUAGUACACAACUAAACAAGGAAAUGUCUUCUCACAUUCAACUGCUUUUAUUUGAGGGAAUUUCUUAACGUGUGUACAUAUUUGUAUGAGCAAAAAAAAAAAAGUAAUAUCAAAAGCAGCAGUCAGUAUCUUGUGCAACCACCAGCUGCUUUAAUUACUAUAGUGCAUCUCAUCCUCAUGGACUGAAGCAGGUUUGCCAGUUCUUGCUGUGAGAUGUUACUCCACUAUGGUCACAUGUGAUCUGGCAUUACAAGGAACCAUCAGCUGUCCAUCCUGUCUCCCUGUAGCUCUGCCUUAGGCGUCUUACAUUACAGACACUUCAGUUUAUUGCUCUGUCCUCAUGACUCCUGCAGCAGGACAAUGGCAUGUUUACAGAGGUGAUCAGGAACCCUGGGCAUCUUUAUCCUGGUGUUUUUCAGAGUCAGUCGAAAGAUGUCUUUAAAGGGGUCAUAUGGUGCGAUUUCAAGUUU